AUGCUAUCGGUAUCCAUUCUUUCCAGAACUCCAAGUUCCAGGCUCGCAAGCUGCUUUAUUCCUGUGUUCAAUUUCCGCAACUCGGUAUGUCAUUACAGUUCCGAUGUUCGGCUCAGAAUACCACCAAUCAAGCGUGUGGGCGAAACUUUGGAACGCAAAAAAGCCCGGUUGGUAUACCAAUCCCGUAAAAGAGGUAUUUUGGAAACGGAUUUGCUACUCUCGCGUUUUGCAGCGAAAUAUCUGGACUCCAUGACUGCUGAAGAGCUUGAAGAGUACGACUCAUUGCUUGACGAGCUUGAUUGGGACAUUUACUACUGGGCAACCAAAAAAUACGACGUAACCCCGCUACCUGAAAAGUUUCAGGAUUCAAAGCUGCUGAAGAAAUUGCAGGAUUUCAGCGAAAACAGGGAAAAGGUUGUGAUGAGGAUGCCGGACUUAAGCAGCAGGUAG
Lachancea lanzarotensis is the source of this 450-nucleotide messenger RNA. RefSeq names its product LALA0S02e09604g1_1 (gene SDH5). NCBI's taxonomy places the organism in Eukaryota, Fungi, Ascomycota, Saccharomycetes, Saccharomycetales, Saccharomycetaceae. Gene Ontology annotation, biological process: protein-FAD linkage; tricarboxylic acid cycle; mitochondrial electron transport, succinate to ubiquinone. Gene Ontology annotation, cellular component: mitochondrion. Bases 1 to 450 code for a protein of 149 amino acids. The record is from RefSeq and is a predicted model, not a curated record. The transcript has a single exon.